Molecule: messenger RNA, 2760 nt
Organism: Stereum hirsutum FP-91666 SS1
Lineage: Eukaryota; Fungi; Basidiomycota; Agaricomycetes; Russulales; Stereaceae
Product: nitrate reductase
Exons: 11
Coding region: 1-2760 (919 amino acids)
Biological process (GO): nitric oxide biosynthetic process; nitrate assimilation
Molecular function (GO): molybdopterin cofactor binding; nitrate reductase (NADPH) activity; heme binding
Source: RefSeq, a predicted model, not a curated record
AUGAAGCAAGGUCUUUGGCCCUCACCGUUCUACCCACCGUCGCUCGUGCCACGACAGCUCAUCAGCGAUAGGCCUGCGACAAAGGUACCGGAACUGCCGAAAGAGUUUCCUCCCUUACCUUCUUGUGAUGCGCCUACAGAGCAGGACGCAAAGGACAAGGGCACUCCAGACCAGUGGAUCGUCAGAGAUGAACGGCUCGUUAGACUAACUGGGCGCUGGCCCUUCAACUCCGAACCGCCCCUGCCAGACCUGUGGGAAGCGGGUUUCUUAACGCCAUCACGUCUCUUUUUUGUCCGUAACCACGGCGGCGUCCCUCGCGUCUCGAUACAAGAGGCAGAAUCCUGGUCUAUAACGAUCUCUGGGCUCGUUCGGAAACCGCUGACGCUCACCUUAACUGACCUCCAAGAUCCCAGUCAAUUCGACACUGUCACUCUCCCUGUCACUCUCGUAUGUGCUGGAAACCGCCGCAAAGAACAAAACGUUGUUCGUAAAAGCCUUGGGUUCAGCUGGGGUGCUGCAGGCCUUUCGACUUCUCUGUUCACCGGUGUUUACCUUGCGGACGUCCUCGCUAAACUCGAUAUUGUGACCGAAGGCACCUUUGGCGAGCCAGGAUUCAAGCGUGCCGAACAUGUCAUCUUUGAAGGCGCAGACGAUCUACCUGAUGGAAAAUAUGGGACCAGCCAGAGGUAUAAGUGGGCAAAGAACAAGGACAAGGGGAUGUUACUUGCUUGGGCAAUGAAUGGUCAGCCGCUGGAACCCGACCAUGGCUAUCCGCUAAGAUUAGUCGUCCCAGGCCAAAUUGGAGGACGCAGUGUCAAGUGGCUCAAGAAGAUCGAAGUUUCGCAUGUCGAGAGCUCCCACCAUUUACACUACUGGGAUAAUAAAGUGCUUCCGUCCUCUGUUAUGCCUGAAAUUGCUCGAAGUCAACGAGAAUGGUGGUAUGACCCUCGAUACAUCAUCACCGACCUGAACACAAACUCCGCCAUCGCAAAACCUGCACACAAUGAAACAAUCUCUUUCAAUGCGCAUGAAAGCUCGAACACUUACCGACUGGCUGGCUACGCCUAUGGCGGCGGUGGUCGGCGCAUCACUCGAGUUGAGAUCACCCUUGACGCAGGGCAGACGUGGCUUCUCGCUGCCAUCACCUACCCGGAGGAUUUGUUCCGCCAGCGCGCUUUCAAGGAUCCCGUUUUGGGUACACUCGACUUGACGGACCGCGAGGAGUGUUUCUGCUGGUCAUUCUGGCAUCUUGACGUCCCUCUAUCUGCCCUCGAGAAGGCGGGGAGUGUUGCGGUGAAGGCGAUGGAUGAAAGCUUGCAUGGUCAAGGCAAGAGCAUGUACUGGAAUGCUACAGGGAUGAUGAACAAUUGGUGGUUCCGUGUAGCCCUUCACCGAACUGUAGAGGAGGAAAACAUCAUCCUCCGAUUCGAGCACCCCACCAUGCCCGACAACCAACCAGGAUGGAUGGAACGCCUCAGAAAUCUCGGACAAGACGUCUCUGACCCUGUAUUCAUCUCCGCUGUCUCGACCUCUCCCUCUGUCGUCGGACGUUCCGGGUAUAUACCAGAGUCUGCUCACGCUGCCACCCCUACCGCCGCCAUUCCUACCGCCGCCAUUGUGAUGACCAAAGCCGGUGUCGAUCGUAAGAUCACAGCGAACGAGCUUGAGGCACACUCGAGCGCAGAAGAGCCAUGGUUUGUUGUCGAGGGAGAAGUAUACGACGCCACACCGUUCUUGAGUAAACAUCCCGGCGGUUCGGACUCGAUCACGAUUGUGGCGGGCCAGGACGCCACAGAGGACUUCAUGGCCAUUCACUCCACCGCUGCUAAAGUCCAACUCCAAGAAUUCCACAUUGGUACGCUUACCUCGAGCAUCAGUGCCACACCAAAUCAUGCGGUAGCGGUGCAAAAGGAAGACCGGCGGGGACCAGACGAAGUCUUUUUGCAGCCGAGGUGGAAGCAGGCGAAACUGGUCGCGGUGGAGAAGGUCUCGCACGAUUCGAAGCUUUUUAGGUUCGAGUUAGAGACUCCAGAGCAGAGGCUAGGGUUGCCCUGUGGGCAACAUGUGUACGUAAGAUUGCAGAGAAAGACGGAGAGUGAGAGGAACAAAGUAGUGGAUGCGAGGAAGGACUGGGUCCAGAGGGCGUAUACACCUGUAUCUUCGGCGGAUACUUGUGGGAUACUUGACCUGCUCAUCAAGGUAUACCAUCCUACGACUGCGUUCCCUCUGGGAGGAAAAAUGACACUGGGAUUCGAAGAGCUUUGUAUUGGUGAUCAUUUGGAGUUCAAGGGUCCGUUGGGCGGUUUUGAAUGGUUGGGCAGCGGAGUGGCUAGGUGGCGCGGAAAAGAGCGCAAGGCGAAGCAUAUUGGCAUGAUCUGUGGUGGAAGUGGCAUCACGCCGAUAUACCAAGUACUCCGCACCAUUAUCAACGAUACGGGCGACCAAUCGACCGAAAUUUAUCUUCUCAAUGCCAACAAGACGCAGGAUGACAUCCUCCUCCACUCCGAGCUCAAAUCGCUUGCACAGCAGAUCUGUUCGGAUCGUUUUCGGUCGUAUUAUGUCCUCUCCGACGCUCCUGAGGGAUGGAAGGAAGGUAGAGGAAGAAUCACGCAAGACAUGCUGAAGAGGUAUAUGCCAGAGCCGGCUGACGAUAACCUGAUCCUGGUUUGUGGGCCGGAGCAGAUGAUUGAGGAGACGAAAGGCUUGAACAAGGUCAUCGUAGAUCAGUCGCUGGACAAGUUCAUUCUACAAAUAGCGUGA